CUGCAAUCAAACGUGGGUGAGUGAGCGAAUUCAGAUUUCGAUUAACGUUACUUGGGACCUAGCUAGCUAUUUAGCAAAAACGGGUCGGACGCUAACGUUAACUUUCUCGGUGGUGAUUCUACAGCUGCAUCAUGCAGCCGGCUGAAGCACAAAAAGGAUUUUCUACCAAAAGCCAGCUGUUUGAUUCUCUGAAGGUGUAUCUGAACAACAAGAACCGACUACAACCCAUUAUUGGCCUGGGCAGUAUUAUAGAAUGUGUGAAGGCAGGUACACACAACAGAGAAGUAUUGUACCUGUGUGAGGUCUGUGUGUGUCGCCUUAGUAAAGCUGACAUGCGGAACCACAUUAUGGGAAGUCUCCACAGAUACAACUACAUUAAAGCCUGGCACCCCCACUUAGUGUCUGAAUGGAAGGAGAAAUCUGACCUGUCCAAGCUGGCCUGGCCACUGAUGGAGAUGGCCAAGGCACUUGAGGAAAGAGAGGGACCUGGAGAUGUCCAGUGGUUAGAGUUUGAAGACGCUUUAUACCAGAAGAUGGCAACACACAGUGAGAAUGACGCAGUAACUCUGAUAACUAUCUUAAGAGAUGGGCAGGGCCAGGGUAACCCUGAGACCACAUCUGUGCAGCUGGAGCACUAUCCCACCCAAUCGCAGAGGAUUGUACUGGUUUCCAAGAACCAACAAAGACCGUCCGAGAAAUCCCUUGAGACCUCAGCAGAGACAAACCAAACUGUAGCUUUUAUCAAAUCAGAAGACUUGUUAAAGAACCCAUCUCCUGAGCCCUCUGUGCUAUCAGAGAACGGCAACACCUUUCUCGAUGGCUACACGGGAAACAAGCCUCUUAUUGGUCUUUUCCGCGUGGUUGAAUGUAGAAGUGACGAUGGCCAGACACACUGUUUCCUAUGUCACUGCUGCCGCAUCAGAUCCAACAAAAAGGACAUCAUUGAUCACCUAACCACAUCUUCCCAUCUCAUAAACUACUUGAUGGAAGCUUAUCCUGAGCAGGUGGAGGUAAUAAUGGCAGAUAUUAAUGAAAACUAUCAGCUUCUCCAAUCACUGGCCAAGAAAGUGGAGCAAGAAGAGGGCAGAGGAGAGCCAAAGGUGAUAAACGCACCAGAAUCCCUCUGUAACCUAAUGACUGGCAAAAGUUACCACUGGUGUAUAAAGAUGCUGUGUGAUGGAAGGACACAUACUAACACCCAAAAGCAGAAAAUAGCUGUCAAAGGGCUAAGUGUAAACAAUACUUCAAAUCGAGCCAGGACAGAGAAAUGUGCCGUGUUGCUGUCACAGUUGGCAAAAAGGAUGACCGCAAAGAGGAAAAUGAAGGAAGUGGAUAAUACGGUGUUCAAGGUAAGCCUGCCUUUGACCAAAGGUUCACUGCUGCUGGAGAGGACCUCUUUCAGCAUGGACCGCCUCCCGGUGUCAUCUGCAUACUCCCCUUCAUCCGACUCAGAUCUCAUUCCCUCGCCAGAGUCCCAGUCAGAGGACUGUGAGUUGGACUAUAACACUGGAUCAUUCGCAAGUAACCACGCUGAACACACCUCACAACUUCAGCAAGACCUCUGUAGUGGAGAUGCAGACGCUGGUCAAUACAAGGGACCAGAAAGAAACGUCCCAAUCACUCGGUGUCAAGAGGUGGAUGGUUAUUUCAAUGACGAUGAAUACUUCAACCAGUCAGAAGACAUAACUGGAACAAAAUACCAAAAGGUUUAUGGGGACGAUAAUUACAACAGACAACACAGUUCUCAAGAAAGAUCAAGUAAUAGGUUUUACAAAGAAUGGCAAAAUGAAGGCCCUCAGACACAAAACGAGUGGCUGUCACCUACUUUGUCCCACACUCAGGACUGGCCAGCUUAUAACUCUUCCUACGGACACGAGGCAGGUUUCACUGAGCAGUGGUACAAUUCAACUUCACAGAGUAAAGUUGGCACAAGAGCGUCAAGAGAAGAGCGACAGAACGAGAUGAGCAUAGAUGCCACUCAACGUUAUUACCAACGACAACCACAAAAUCAGUACAUGGCGUGUGUUCAGACAGGCAGUGUGGGACAGCAUGGUUUGUCUGAUGAAUUGGCGGCGCAGUCAGAUGCUGCUAGGAUCGGCAUGCAUCCUCACUUAGGAGAUCCCCUUGCUCACAGUGGCAGCACUGCACCAGAGCCUGGAGUAUGGUUUCCUGAGAUUGAACAGAGACCGUUACAAACACAUAUGGAGUUCGCCAUUGGUCAUGUCCACACAGCUCAACAAAGUUAUAUGACACAAUUUAAGACCCAACAAGCCACCCAGGUAGGCCAUGGGGUGAUGUCUAACCCCAACUACAAUAUUGGACCUAGGACAAACUCUGACCAGCACUUUCAUCAUCCGUUCAGUGUGGGCGGGGGUAUGUCCCAGUCAAAUGUUUUCAUCCCACCUUGGCAAGCUCAGUGUUAUAAAUCCCAUUCGGAUUAUGAUUUCAGAGCUGCUGGUUUGUCAGAUUUAACGAUUUCAGGAAGUUCAAAUGGAACAACUCCAUUUAUGUCUGCAUAUCCCAAUUUGAAUUCUGGAUAUAUUGCCACACCUCACUGAGACCACAUUUUUUUCCAUGGUUUGGUGUCCCCAUUUAAUGAAAUCCCACGCAGAUGGUCCAGCCUGGAUUCUUAUCGUGCCGUGGUAUUUUUGAUGUUCUUUUAAAAUAAAUGCAUCGGGUCUCUGCCAGAAAUGGGAAUCUCCUAAUUGAGGGAUGUUUUGCCUGUAGUGAUAAAACUUUCAUAACAUCGGUUUGU
Perca fluviatilis (European perch) is the source of this 2755-nucleotide messenger RNA. RefSeq lists its product as uncharacterized. Gene Ontology annotation, cellular component: precatalytic spliceosome. Gene Ontology annotation, molecular function: double-stranded RNA binding; single-stranded RNA binding. The transcript has 12 exons. Lineage: Eukaryota; Metazoa; Chordata; Actinopteri; Perciformes; Percidae. The record is from RefSeq and is a predicted model, not a curated record. Bases 132 to 2558 code for a protein of 808 amino acids.